Aspergillus fumigatus Af293 is the source of this 1131-nucleotide messenger RNA. RefSeq names its product 3-oxoacyl-acyl carrier protein reductase. Gene Ontology annotation, molecular function: oxidoreductase activity, acting on the CH-OH group of donors, NAD or NADP as acceptor. The record is from RefSeq and is a predicted model, not a curated record. Lineage: Eukaryota; Fungi; Ascomycota; Eurotiomycetes; Eurotiales; Aspergillaceae.
AUGUACCAUACACAUAUUAUGCGUUCUCGCUCCCGUGGCGCGGCAGUAUCGGCAUCAUGGGCCACACUAGGCCAUCAAGCACGUCAAGCUAAGACUAAGUUCCAUGCACACUUCCUCAUGAUGGCUCCUUUAUUGUCAAGGCCUCUCAGCGGAUGGUCGUGGUCUACCACACGGACUGGUGGUCCUCCCCUCAAGUCUUCGGACAGAUUAGCUGGCCGAACAUGUAUGAUUACAGGCGGCACAUCUGGCAUUGGAUUCGCCAUUGCAGAACGAUUCCUCCAAGAAGGUGCCAAGCGCGUCAUCCUCGUUGGCAGAUCUCACGAACGGCUUGUCAAAGCCGCUUCUAGAUUAGAGGCUCCUACAUCUGGGAGUUCGUUCGCUGCCGUCCAAUCAAGCAAUGAUAGCAUCGCUUGGGAAGUAGCAAUUAAAGCCCCAGAAACAGACCAACAAUCGCAAAACAAGGAUACGGAGGCAAAGUCACAUGGUAGACUAAUCGACUCCUCAAGUAGAAUCAGUCUCCUCAUCGGUGAUAUAUCAGAAGCCGGGACCUGGCUGCGCGAAUUGGAGAAGGCAAUGCAACCUGUCGACAUCCUCGUCAACGCUGCAGGCAUCUCCAUCUCGAACAUCCUCGCCAAACUUGAACCAGAUGAUAUCUCGCAAGUCCUUCGGACAAAUCUCGAGGGCGCAAUGCUAGCCUCGCGAGCUCUCGUGCGCGCCUCCAUCCGCAGUCAGAUGAAGAUUCGCAAUACCUCCAGCACAUCUGAAGUACCUCUCCCAUCAAAAUGUAUUAUCAACAUUUCUUCCCUGCUUGCUGUUAAGGGAGGCACCGGCGCGGUACCUUAUGCAGCAUCCAAGGCUGGUAUCCUUGGGCUGACGCGCUCGUUGGCAGGGGAAGCUGCCCAAUCCCUCCGAGGCGUUGUGAUUCGUUCCAACGCGAUAGUCCCGGGGUACAUAGAAACGCCAAUGAUUGCUGAUUUCAGUGCGGGGGAAACCUCCAGACUAAAGGAGAGUAUUCCUGUUCGGAGGUUUGGUACUCCGCAUGAAGUUGCCGACGCCGCUGUGUUCCUGGCGCAGAAUGAGUACGCGAAUAACUGCGUCCUCAAUCUGGACGGUGGUUUGAGUGCGAUGUAA